Mauremys reevesii (Reeves's turtle) is the source of this 2967-nucleotide messenger RNA. It is a transcript of the gene ENPEP, whose product is annotated as glutamyl aminopeptidase. Bases 139 to 2967 code for a protein of 942 amino acids. Gene Ontology annotation, molecular function: zinc ion binding; metalloaminopeptidase activity; peptide binding. NCBI's taxonomy places the organism in Eukaryota, Metazoa, Chordata, Testudines, Geoemydidae. The transcript is spliced from 20 exons. The record is from RefSeq and is a predicted model, not a curated record. Gene Ontology annotation, cellular component: cytoplasm. Gene Ontology annotation, biological process: proteolysis; peptide catabolic process.
AGAGACAAAAAGGCUAUAACUACACCAUUAAAAUACAAACUGAAUCUGCUGGGCUUACUAAAAACAAGCAGCGCGGAGGUGCUUAAUAAGCCUUUUUAAGGUUAAUGUUUAGCUCUGAAAGAAGACAGGGGAGCAAAGAUGCAGAGAAUGGAUUUUGAGGAUAAGAAGUCCAAGAGGUAUUGCAUGAAGAAAAAGCAUGUGGCCAUCAUCUGUGCAGCAGUGGCUGCGGUAGGUUUAGCUGUGGGACUUGGCGUGGGAUUAAGCAGACCUGAGCCUUGCCAACCUUCCGGAGGCACAGAACAGCCAGCAACCACUACUCCUGGGACAGUGGAGGCAAGCCACUGCCCUCCCAAAAAUGAUGCAACGGGAGAAUGGACAGAUUUCAGGCUACCCACUUACAUUAACCCAGAACACUAUGAGUUGGAAAUGAAGCCUAUGAUGGAUGAAGAUAUCUACACAGGGACAGUCAAUAUCUCCAUCAAGUUGAGUAAACCUACCAAGUACUUGUGGCUUCACCUCCGAGAGACCAAGAUCACAGAGAUGCCCAUGCUCCAGAAAUCCUCGGGGGAGCAGAUUGCACUGAUCGAGUGUUUUGAAUAUGAACAACAUGAAUAUGUGGUGAUGGAGGCAAAAGAGAUGCUCUCUGCCACUACUGCAAAUGACAACUAUCUACUAACCCUGAAGUUCCAAGGCUGGCUGAAUGGCUCCCUCGUUGGAUUUUAUAGAACCACCUACACAGAGAAUGGAGUGACCAAGAGCAUAGCAGCUACCGAUCAUGAGCCAACAGAUGCACGGAAGUCGUUUCCUUGCUUUGAUGAGCCCAACAAAAAGGCAACUUACAACAUAUCAAUCAUCCAUAAAGAACCAUUCAAAGCACUCGCAAACAUGCCCGUAGAGCAAACAGUUCAAGUGGGUGAUGGCUGGAACAGGACAACUUUUCAGAAAUCUGUCCCAAUGAGCACAUAUUUGGUGUGCUUUGCUGUGCACCAGUUUGAAUGGGUAGAAAGAACGUCUGCCAGUGGAAUUCCUCUCAGGAUAUAUGCACAGCCACUGCAAAUACACACAGCAGAAUAUGCAGCAAAUGUUACUAAAGUUGUAUUUGACUACUUUGAACAGUAUUUUGAUAUGAACUACUCUCUUCCAAAAUUAGAUAAAAUAGCUAUUCCAGAUUUUGGUACUGGUGCUAUGGAAAACUGGGGUCUGAUCACUUACAGAGAAACAAACCUACUUUACGAUCCCAAAGAAUCUGCUUCAUCCAACAAACAGAGAGUGGCAGCUGUGAUUGCCCAUGAGCUCGUUCACCAGUGGUUUGGAAACAUUGUGACCAUGGACUGGUGGGACGACUUGUGGCUAAAUGAAGGAUUUGCCAGUUACUUUGAGUUCCUGGGAGUAAAUGCUGCAGAAACUAGUUGGCAAAUGCUUGAUCAGGUGUUAAUUGACGACGUGCUGCCUGUGAUGAAGGACGACUCCUUGUUGUCUUCUCACCCUAUUGUGGUCAAUGUGUCAUCUCCAGCUGAAAUAACAUCCGUAUUUGAUGGCAUAUCAUACAGCAAGGGAGCAUCAAUUCUCAGAAUGCUUCAAGAUUGGAUUACACCAGCACAUUUUCAAAGAGGAUGUCAGGCGUACCUAAAGAAAUACCAGUUCCAGAACGCAAAGACAGAUGAUUUCUGGGAAUCCCUGGCAAAUGCAAGUAGUAAGCCAGUGAAGGAAGUGAUGGACACCUGGACCAGGCAGAUGGGAUACCCUGUAUUGAAUGUGGAAGCUAAUUCGAAGGUCAUACAGAGACGCUUUCUGUUGGACCCCUCAGCAAAUUCUUCUGAACCGACCUCUGCACUAGGUUACACAUGGAAUAUCCCAGUGAAAUGGCGUGCUGGGGCCGAAACAGAUGUUACAUUCUACAAUAAGUCAGAAUCUGCAGGAAUUACUAUAACACCCAGCAACCCUGAUUCUUUACUGAAAAUAAAUCCAGACCACAUUGGAUUUUAUCGUGUAAAUUAUGAAACACAAACUUGGAACAACAUAAGCAGCUUAUUGGUCAUCAACCAUACGUCUUUUUCUUCUGCUGAUCGUGCCGGGCUUCUGGAUGAUGUGUUUUCUUUGGCAAGGGCUGAACUUUUGAAUUAUGGUGUUCCACUGAAUCUAACAAAAUAUCUACAAGAUGAAGAAGACUAUUUACCUUGGCAUAGAGUUAUAUCAGCUGUAUCUUACCUCAGAGACAUGCUUGGAGAUGAUAUAGAACUCUACCCCAGGUUUAAGGCAUACUUUCGCAGUCUGGUUAAACCCAUUGCAAGUAAGCUGGGUUGGAACGAUGAUGAAACUGGAAGCCAUGUGAUGAGGCUUCUUCGUGCAGAUGUUUUAGGAUUUGCAUGCAGCAUGGAUGACCAGGAUGCUUUGAACAAUGCAUCUAGCUUAUUUUAUUCCUGGUUAAAUGGAGCAAGUCCACCUGUAAAUCUCCGGCUCUUGGUAUAUCGCUAUGGGAUGCAGAACUCCGGCAAUGAGACAUCAUGGAACUAUAUGUUUCAGAAAUACCAAAGUACUUCAUUAGCUCAAGAAAAAGAAAAGUUGCUCUAUGGUCUGGCAUCAGUGAAGAACAUCACCCUUUUGGACAGCUAUCUAAAAUAUAUUUACAACACCAGUCUUAUUAAAAGUCAGGAUGUGUUCACUGUCCUGAGAUACAUCUCCUAUAACAGCUAUGGCAAAACCAUGGCUUGGGACUGGAUACGGCUCAACUGGGAAUACUUAGUCAGCAGAUACACUAUCAAUGAUAGAAAUCUUGGUCGAAUAGUAUCAAUAACCCAAACAUUCAACACUGACCUUCAGCUUUGGCAGAUGGAAAAUUUCUUUGAAAAAUACCCUAAUGCUGGAGCAGGAGAAGCACCCAGGAAACAGGCUCUUGAAACAGUAAAGAACAAUAUUGAAUGGCUAAAACAAAACAAGGGAGAGAUAGAAGCAUGGCUAACAACCUAA